Sardina pilchardus (European sardine) is the source of this 912-nucleotide messenger RNA. RefSeq names its product BarH-like homeobox 1a (gene barhl1a). The record is from RefSeq and is a predicted model, not a curated record. Bases 1 to 912 code for a protein of 303 amino acids. Gene Ontology annotation, molecular function: DNA binding; DNA-binding transcription factor activity, RNA polymerase II-specific. Gene Ontology annotation, biological process: regulation of DNA-templated transcription. The transcript is spliced from 3 exons. NCBI's taxonomy places the organism in Eukaryota, Metazoa, Chordata, Actinopteri, Clupeiformes, Clupeidae.
AUGGAGGUUUCUGCAAACGGCUCGAGUUUUGCCAUCGAGUCCUUGCUGUCCCACAGAACCGUGACUGUACUGACUUCCAGAGGUGGCAGCGGGGGUGGGCAGUGCCGGUCCCCGGCAGCUCUGAGCCAUGGGUCGGAUCUGGACUCGGAGUGCUCCUCCCUCCCCUCCCCACGCAGAGACUCGGUGGAGGACAUGGGGCAGAGACUUCCCUCCUCACAGAUCUCCCAGCCGAGGACUGUGACCUCUUCCUUCCUCAUCAGAGACAUCUUGUCCGACUGCAAACCGCUGGCCACCUGCGCGCCCUACUCCAGCGACGCGCACCGAGCACACCAGGAGGACUUCCUGGAUAAAGACCACGAUUCCUCUUCAGACUGUGAUUAUAAUGUUAGGGACGAAACAGACCGGGAGAUCUCGAGCAGUCGCGAGAGCCCAACUGCGCGCAUGAAGAAGCCCCGGAAAGCGCGCACGGCCUUCACCGACCACCAGCUCGCGCAGUUGGAGAGGAGCUUCGAACGGCAGAAGUACCUCAGCGUGCAGGACAGGAUGGAGCUCGCGGCCACUCUCAGCCUGACAGACACACAAGUGAAGACGUGGUACCAGAACCGCAGGACGAAAUGGAAGAGGCAGACUGCAGUGGGCCUGGAGCUGCUGGCGGAGGCGGGGAACUACUCGGCUCUACAGAGGAUGUUCCCGUCGCCGUAUUUCUACCCGCAAGGUCUGGUCUCGUCCCUCGACCCCGGCGCGAGCAUGUACUUGUACCGGGGAGCCUCCGCGCCACCUCCGCCUCUUCAGCGCGCUCUGGUCCCGAGACUGUCCCUUCUCCACGAGCUUCAGGGCGGUGAAGCCCUGGCGGCCCCUCCUCAUCUCGGGCCCCUGAGCUCGGCUCUGCCGCGACCCACCCCGCAUCGCUGA